AUGAGGAGGAGAGAUUCUGAAGAUGAAGAAGAACCUGUCAGGCCUGUAAAGAAGGAGGGCCGUCAAGUUACUCAAGGUGUAGCUUCCGACAGUGAAAACGACCGGGAGGAGGAUACGUCCAACAACCCUACAACAACAACCCUACGUUGUCCGGACUGUCCUCACGCCCCUUUUGCUCAGAUUUCACAUCCAAGCCCACAGAUGCCAUCAUCGUCCACGCAGGGAUGUUUCCCAGCAGUGAGCUACGCAUAUAUAGGACGUGGUACCACAAACAACAUUUCAGCACUCGCUACAACAGCCAGCGGACCCUCAAUGGUCCCCUACAGUGUAACAGCCAGCAGGCCCUCCGUCAUCUUCGCAACCCAAGGAAAUUCAAACGUCUUCCAGCCAAGAGAUGCCAACUGGUCGACUGGGCCGGGCUUCGUAUACACUGGUCCCAGCACUUCAUCUUUUAAUUACGGUCCUCCAACCUACAUUGAUGAUCCCCCUGCCCCUGGCUGGGUCCCACUCCCACGCGUCAUUGUGCCGACAGCACCGACCAUCGGCAUCAUCAGGAUGCCUAUUGCCAGCCUCCCGAUUCAACAUUAUGCGACACCCCAAGGAUUCGCUGUGGGUCCUACAGUGAUCAGACCUCGCCCCGUACUUCCUACUGCUACGGUAGUUCAGCCCCAAGAAUAUAAUGAAAAUCCAUCGAGUACAGCUGAAGCGAUGGAAGUGAACGCUUUGAAUCCAAUACGCAGGCCGCUCUUCCGUGCAUGGGAGGAUGCUCAUUUGAUAAACGUCAUAGGUAUCAAUCUACGAGAAGGAGUGGGGGAUGGUGGAUACCAUCCAGAGGAUGACCAAGUAGCAAGCCCCCGGCCUAUAUACUCUGCAAAUAAUUGGCGAAGAAUCCGGGAACCAAAUUACCCGAUAUUAUCUCCAGAGGACGAUCAAGAAGUAAUCUGUCUACAUCCCAAGAAUACACCAUAUCCAUUACCUUUGCAAAGAAUUGAACCAAAUAAUUCUCCAACAUUCCGGGAGGUUGACCAAGAAGCAAGCAGUUUACAUUCCAUGCAUAUUCGACCUCCACCACCUUUGCAAAGAAUGAAUCCAAUUAACCCGCCAAAUUCUCCCGAGGUCGACGAAGAAGCAAGGCGUUUACAUUCCAUGCAUAUUCGAACUCCACCACCUUUGCAAAGAAUGGAGCCAAAUAACCCAACAUUUGAUUCGGUGGUCGACCAAGAAGCAAUGCGUUUACGCUCCAUGCAUAUACGAACUCCACCAUAUUUGCAAAGAAUGGAACCAAAUAGCUCAACAAAUUCCGUGGAGGUUGACCAAGAAGCAAGGCCUUUACGUCCCAUUAAUCCUCAUUUUGGAAUAAGGUACAUCCCAUCGGCUCGCAGGACCGUAAUAUUACGCUCCCGACCUUACCCUCCACCUCGACAAUCUUCGCCUCGCCCUGUCCCACCUCAACAAUCUUCACGACGCCAACUUCUUCGUCGCCAUCUUCCGCCCCCUCCAUCCCGCCAACAUCGAUAUCGGCAACCUCCUCCUUACCAACCUGCGCCCCGCCAACCACCACGGCACCAACCUCAACCACGCCAACCCUUGUCUCAGCGACCUCAACCUUGGUUGAACCAACAUCCGUCUCGCAAUCUUGUAUCGAUCCAGUCUUCCGCUUGCCAACAUUCGGCUCGUGAACGUCCGCCUCGCCAAGAUACGCUAAACCAACCUCCACCGAGUCCUGUAACCGACCACCAGAAUUUGCAAGGUUAUGUGGAUAUAAAUAACAACCAACUUCCAACACCUCAUAUUGAACAUCCAAAUGGUGACCAGUUGAAUUUCCAAUUACGUUAUGGAACGAUGAAUCCCGUUCCGAAUCCAGUUUAUCAUCAGUCGGCCCCAGGGGGAUCUUCUACAGUGUGA
This is a messenger RNA of Macrosteles quadrilineatus (aster leafhopper), 1905 nucleotides long. RefSeq lists its product as uncharacterized. The coding region runs from base 1 to 1905 and encodes 634 amino acids. The record is from RefSeq and is a predicted model, not a curated record. Lineage: Eukaryota; Metazoa; Arthropoda; Insecta; Hemiptera; Cicadellidae. The transcript is spliced from 3 exons.